Messenger RNA from Rhinichthys klamathensis goyatoka, 620 nucleotides. RefSeq lists its product as uncharacterized. The record is from RefSeq and is a predicted model, not a curated record. Gene Ontology annotation, molecular function: protein binding. Lineage: Eukaryota; Metazoa; Chordata; Actinopteri; Cypriniformes; Leuciscidae. The coding region runs from base 12 to 620 and encodes 202 amino acids. The transcript is spliced from 5 exons.
CUGUAUUAUUAAUGUGUUUUUAUGUCAUAAAUUUAUCAAGAUCGGUCAUGGAAAUCCAGCAAAGAAAGAGAAGGCGGACUGACAAGCCACACAAAACUGUGGCAACUGUUGACCAACCCCUGAACAUACAGGAGCUUCCUCCGCUGGUCCUUCGUGAAAUCUUACUGGAGGUUGUGCUUCAAGAUGGUGAUGUUGCAAUUGGCUCCCUUGCCCUCACCUGCAGGUGCUUCAACAGCAUUGUGAGCAUGGAAAGUUUCCGCCGAGAGGCUCACUUUCGGUGGUUGGACAGUGUCGUGAACUGGAAGGCAUUCAGUGAAAAUGUCAGAAACCUGUACAGGGUUCCAUACAGUCUAUCCAGAUGUCUCCAUUUUGAUACUACAUACAAAGACUGUGGCGAAGGCUACAGAGGAAGAGGGCAAAGAGGUGUGUUGCAGGGGUUCUAUGGCUCUGAUGACUCCCCAGGAUACUGCGGAGACUGUUUCUAUGUGGCUGUGGAGGAAGCAUCUAAUGGCUCCCCACUCUCUCUGAGAGUGUUUAAGCGAUACCCAGAAGGCCUAGGGGAGGCCCUCUACCGCGAACUGUUCGACUUCAACGCUGAGCCGCCUUGGGAUCCUAGUUGA